UCUUGUAGCACCACAAUGGACACCUCUAGCCACAGUCUUGUUCUUCUCCAGCAGCUGAAUAUGCAGCGCGAAUUUGGUUUUCUUUGUGAUUGCACUGUCGCCAUUGGAGAUGUUUAUUUCAAGGCCCACAGAGCAGUGCUGGCCGCUUUUUCCAACUACUUCAAGAUGAUAUUUAUUCACCAGACAAGUGAAUGCAUAAAAAUUCAACCCACAGACAUCCAGCCCGACAUAUUCAGCUACCUGCUGCACAUCAUGUACACGGGGAGAGGGCCGAAGCAGAGCGUGGACCACGGCCGCUUGGAGGAAGGGAUUAAAUUCCUCCACGCGGACUACCUUUCUCACCUGGCGACUGAAGUGAACCAGGCGCUUUCGCCGGAGACCGUACAGUCGUCAAACCUGUAUGGGAUUCAGAUCUCCACCGCCCAGAAAGCAACAGUGAAGGAAGGCCUGGAGGCGAAAGAGAACCCCUCCGGCAAGAGCGCUCCCAGAACCGCAGCCCCGGGCGAUCACCACCAGUUGCAGCUGUCUCUCGCCAUUGGGCUGGACGACGGCACCCCGGGCCAGCCGAUCCCCCGUCCCGCGGCCCCGCCGCCCGAAGAGCUCCCGAUAACCUCGGUGUCGGUAAAGCAGGAGAGGUGUGACGCCGAGUCCGUGGUCUCCCCGAAUCACCCGUCGUCCUCCUCCGAGAUGACGGGGCCCGCUUCCGCGGAGAGCAGCGCCAGGAGGCCCCUGUGCCAGUACUGCGGGGAACACUUUGACUCUCGCAACCGCUUACGAGAACAUCUGCACACUCACGUGUCCGGGUCCCUCCCGUUCGGCGUCCCGGCCUCCAUCCUGGAAAGCAACGACCUCGGGGACGCCCACCGUCCGGGCGCCGACUCCGGGGAGGCCCUGGAAGGCCGGAGGCUCGGCACCUUCAUCCUGAAAGAGAACGAGCGAGGGCCGGCCCAGCCCGGCGGCUGCGACAACAGCCUCGAGCCUCUGCAGAUCGGUCAGUUGUCCCUGAUCUCCAAAGACACCGAGCCCGUGGAGUUGAACUGCAACUUUUCUUUCUCGCGGAAAAGGAAAAUCAGCUGCGGCGUCUGCGGUCACGCGUUCCUGCGGAAGAGCCAGCUGCUGGAGCACAUGUAUGCUCACAAAGGGCAACCGUACAAGUAUAGCCGCUGCCCAAGGUUCGGCAACGCACUGGCCCAGAGGUCUCAGCCUUACCGUGACAGCUGGGCCGACGGGCCGCACAAAAGUUUCGGCCUGCCUCAGGACCACUUAGAUUCGCCCUGUGCUUUGGAGUCGGAUCUCACGCAAGAAAACGUGGACACUAUCCUUGUAGAGUAGCUACUCUCCCCUCAGAACUGCCGUUCCAUCUUUCGUUCAGAAAAACGUCAGCCUAGCCAGCCUUUUUAUACCUCAUUCAUUUUUUCACUCAUGGAGUGGAGCGAACUCUUCCUCCCACCUGCUGGAAUUUUAGUCGCUAGUCUACCGACAAGCUUCGUCCGUGAGAUUCAGCUGUAAAAAACACACUUUCUUCAUGCUGUAACAACAUACGAGCUGCAAGAUAAUAAUAAUAAUAAUAAUGAUGGCAUUUGUUAAGCGCUUAC
Tachyglossus aculeatus (Australian echidna) is the source of this 1595-nucleotide messenger RNA. RefSeq names its product zinc finger and BTB domain containing 25 (gene ZBTB25). Gene Ontology annotation, biological process: regulation of immune system process; negative regulation of transcription by RNA polymerase II; regulation of cytokine production. The record is from RefSeq and is a predicted model, not a curated record. Bases 16 to 1332 code for a protein of 438 amino acids. Gene Ontology annotation, molecular function: RNA polymerase II cis-regulatory region sequence-specific DNA binding; protein binding; DNA-binding transcription factor activity, RNA polymerase II-specific. The transcript is spliced from 2 exons. NCBI's taxonomy places the organism in Eukaryota, Metazoa, Chordata, Mammalia, Monotremata, Tachyglossidae.